Molecule: messenger RNA, 870 nt
Organism: Plenodomus lingam JN3
Lineage: Eukaryota; Fungi; Ascomycota; Dothideomycetes; Pleosporales; Leptosphaeriaceae
Source: RefSeq, a predicted model, not a curated record
AUGAAGUUCCUCAGUAUCAUCACUGUUUUCAGCGGGUUGGUCGCUGCCGCUCCAAUCGUUGACUCUCCAGUUGCCGAGAAGAUCGAGAGUCGUGAUGCUCUCCUUGGUCUCGGUGUUAAUCUGAACCUGGGUACUUCGAGCGGUCCUCUGCUCGGUGUCGCGGUUGGUUCUUCGACUCUUUUGGCUGUUGGAGGUACGCUCCCCAAAGUUUCAUCUGCUGGUACGAAGAAGACAUCUUCUGUUGCAGUCGCAACACUGGCUCAACCCUAUUCAACCCUCGUUAAAACAUCAUCUUUAGGCACCGUCGCUACGGCCAAGGCAUCUUCUACCACAACCACUGGAGUAGCGGCUACUACCGUUACUUCCGCGGCUUCCGCCGCGUACACGAGCUUGUACCCGUCGUCAUUCGCUGGCCCUGCGGCAAAGGGUGUCCUUUCGCUCACCAACUUGCCUGCUCUUCCACCCGUGCUUGACCAGACCAUGUCCGGCGUUCUUGGUGCCGUAUACGGGCUCAUGUCUGGUAUUUGCAGUUUUGAUUACAAGUGCAGCAUCUCCGUUGCCGGAACGAUUGCAAACCUCCUCGUCGACGGUGCUUCAUAUGGUGCAGUCACCACCAUUGAGGCUUGGUGUGACCAUGGUCGUUGCUACGGCAAUCUCGAACCUACCCUGACGGCCACCGCUCCCUUCACGAUCACGUGCACCUACAUCACUGGUACUCAGGCCUGCUCAGGCACCAUCACCGGCAUGGCUCAAGCAAUCUUCUCGAACGGUAAACAACUUGAAUUUUGGGGAUGGAUCACUCCUGUCGGAUACUGCGUAGAUGGUGUAUGCACCGCUUCCGUCAAGGCUUUCGCUGACCCCAUGUACUAA